GUUGCACUUGCGCUUGCGUGGAGCUGUUCUUCUGGAUAAGAGCUGAUAGAAAACUGGGAGGGAAUUAAUUAGGUGAGUUUCUUCAUCUUGAUAUGAACACCAGGCUACACACACACAGAGAGAGUCCGGGCUGACGUCAGACAGACGCGCCUUAAAACCAAAGAGCGCAUCAGAGGGAAAUGCAUGGUUUGAUCACACACACACACUUACACACACAUACACACACACUCGCUUUGGAUUGUAAGAUAGCAGGGACACUGUAGAAGCUGCGGCAGCUAGGUGAAUGAGGCGGAACUGCAAGGGAAGCAAAGAAGUUACUUUUAAAGGCUGUUUUCGUGGUGCGUAAAAUGAAAGUGGUGCGUAAAUGUCUGCUUGACCCCAUUUGGAUAAGGUUGUAGAUGGUAGCAACAUUUUAAAAACGGAAAAAGUUGACUGGAGAAGUAGCUCUGAACUCGUGUCAGAGGCAAAAGUCUAUCCCUUGGCACGGAUGCUGUUGGAUGUCGCCUCGGGUCUGCGCUCCUGCUUCUGUGUCUUUGAUCUCAUUUGAGCCAUGGCUUACUCUCCGCUGGGAUACUCCUACUCCACCACACCACAGUUUCUGAUGACCUCCAGCUCUCUGGCCGGUUGUCUGGACACUGGAACUCCUCCGUCACACUCGGUGCUGCGCUCCCCGAACCACCAGCUCACCUCUGGCACCGGCAUUGGAGUUUACAGCGGCCCUUACCCAAAGAGCCAAGGUUACUAUAACACCUGCACCAGCGACGCCACUGCUCUCUAUUCAAGAGGGGCUCUAGAUCCCAAAGAUGGAGUCGCAUCUGUGCAUGUGGGAACAUCUCAGACUCCUGCCUACUAUCCCUAUGAAUAUACAUUUGGACAAUAUCCCUAUGACAGAUAUGGGUAUUCCUGCUCUGACGGCGCGUCCCGUCGUAAAAAUGCCACCCGAGAGACCACCAGCACUCUGAAAGCUUGGUUACAGGAACACCAGAAGAACCCCUACCCCACAAAGGGAGAGAAGAUAAUGCUUGCUAUCAUCACUAGAAUGACACUUACACAGGUUUCUACUUGGUUUGCAAAUGCACGCAGGAGGCUGAAGAAGGAGAACAAGGUGACGUGGUCGCCACGGGCUUGUAAAAGCUCUGAUGACCGAGGCUGUGAUGAUGACAGCGACGAAGCUGAGAAGCCACUUAAAAAUGACAAAGACCUUCCUGAUCAACAAUGUGCAGACCUUCAGAGUGAUCUUGAGGACUUCGAUCUGCUAGAGUCCGAUGGUUCUGAUUGCGAACCAAAACCACAGUUCCUUUCUGAAAACAAUGACCCAAACCCAAACACAGACCUCUCACAUGGGCAUCUCUUACACAACCCAGAGCCACUGCACGGAAAAGAGAGAUUGUCCCCGGACUGCCCCAAACUCACACCGGUCCAACAGCAAAACAACGCCUUCUAUCCUAAUCCAGACCUGCGAAGUACAGAUGCCAAGCCGAAAAUUUGGUCCAUCGCUCACACUGCUGUGUCUUUGGAUGCCAGCUUGCAGCCAGAAUACCCUCCAUGUAUGCUGUCAUCGACCGGGUCCUCCUCUUCAGGGUAUCCAUCAAAUAUGGCGCUAACCAAGGCAGACAGGCAACAGGAAUCACCAGUCGCCACGCUCAGAGAAUGGGUGGACGGAGUUUUCCAUGGUCCUCCUUUCCAACAGCCCAAAUCAGCCGAGGCGUGGAAAGGCAUAAAUGAUGCCGUGAUAGACAGCAGAACACCUGGACAAUCCUUUGAACUUGUUAGGUCUACGUCAUCUUUGUAGUCCAACCAACACGUCAUCAACGGAAUAUUUCAAGGACUGCUGGACUUAAACAAAACGUCUAUAUUUUAUUGUUGUGACUUGACCAAUUGACCGUUCGCUAAGCACCAGCCCUUCUCAUUGACUGUGGCUACGCUUCUCAAGCUUUCCAUUCUCGUACAGCACAAAUGCAGUUAUUAAAGACAGCGGUGGCAGAUUUGCAAUCUUCAAUCCAGACAGGUAGACAAAAGCAGGCUUCUUACUUGUGGCCCACAACCGUUCAAUUUGUUGUCUGAAGACAACUGUUGGUGGCAGAUUUUAUAAUCUCUCGCUAGCUUGCUAAUUAAGCUAAUGUUGUCUCAAUGAGUUUAAUUUAAAAAAAAGCUGGACCAUGUAAAAGGGGUUUUAAAUAUGCGUAUGUUGGCUACAUGAUAUUGCAUUAACUGAUUCGGGCUAAAGCUUCAUGUACCAGGUAAAAAGUCAGCAUAUCCUUGUAGGAGGCAUGCAAGGUUUUAUGACCAACAAAUGCAUCUGUCAAAUACAACGCUAUCUCACGUAAUGUUGGCUCGGUUUGCUGGAGAGUAAACUUUGUAACCCCACAAAGAAGGUAGUUAAUGCUAGCUAAUGAUUUUGUUGGCUUGGCUUUCAAAGUACUGUUUGGUUGCUGUCAGUAAGCAAGUUACCUGUUCAUGCGAAUGACUGCAGCUUACUUUAUAGCUGACACACACACAGAAGUUAUUAAUUAAACUUUUGCUAUUGAAUUUUUGGCUUUGUAAAAGCAGAAAAAAAUGCUACUGCCCUCUAAACAUUUUAAACUAUAGUCCCAUUGCUUCAACAUAUAGAGAGAAAGUUUGACAGCCCAGUUACAGUUACUAAGCUUUGAUUAUUGUUUUGAUGAUUGAUUUGAUGAUUGUACAAUUGUGUUUGGGGUAGGGGAUUAGCAAAUGGUCAACUACCAAUAUUUGAUCCUAAUUUAGCCUUUGGACAGGCCCUAACCCUCUUCCAACUUGCAAACUAUUAUGGGCCCCGUUGAUGGUUAAAUGUCUUAGAGCAAACAGUGUCACCACACACGAUCCUGCAGCAAGGUUGUACAGUUCACACACAUGAAAAAUAUACAAUAUUGUACACUUGCACUAUAGCCUGCACAUGC
Messenger RNA from Larimichthys crocea (large yellow croaker), 2918 nucleotides. RefSeq names its product iroquois homeobox 4b (gene irx4b). The transcript is spliced from 6 exons. Lineage: Eukaryota; Metazoa; Chordata; Actinopteri; Sciaenidae. Gene Ontology annotation, molecular function: DNA-binding transcription factor activity, RNA polymerase II-specific; RNA polymerase II cis-regulatory region sequence-specific DNA binding. Gene Ontology annotation, biological process: neuron differentiation; cell development; regulation of transcription by RNA polymerase II. The record is from RefSeq and is a predicted model, not a curated record. Gene Ontology annotation, cellular component: nucleus. Bases 551 to 1792 code for a protein of 413 amino acids.